Pieris rapae (cabbage white) is the source of this 515-nucleotide messenger RNA. RefSeq names its product RNA polymerase II transcriptional coactivator (gene Ssb-c31a). The transcript has 2 exons. Gene Ontology annotation, biological process: positive regulation of transcription initiation by RNA polymerase II. Gene Ontology annotation, cellular component: transcription regulator complex; nucleus. Gene Ontology annotation, molecular function: transcription coactivator activity; DNA binding. NCBI's taxonomy places the organism in Eukaryota, Metazoa, Arthropoda, Insecta, Lepidoptera, Pieridae. Bases 149 to 472 code for a protein of 107 amino acids. The record is from RefSeq and is a predicted model, not a curated record.
UCUCGAGUCUGUGGUAUCGUAAUCGGCCGGUAUCAAACCGAAAUUGUAAGGUUAGGUAUUUUUUAUUUAUAAGUUUAAAGUAUUUGAAAUAUAAGCAUUAUCGCUUGUGUUAUUUAUUACUAAAUAUCAAGUUGUUAAGUAAAUCGCAAUGCCGAAAAAUAAAAAACAAAAGAAAGAAAGUUCAAGCAGCGAUAGUGAUGACGGACCAGUUGACAGAAAUCCUCCUCCAGAAAAAAAGGCCAAGGUCAGUACCAAAACAGACGACAAGGAGCCGACUUGGGUUUUACAGGGCAAAAAACUUGUAAAAGUUAGAGAAUUUAAAGGAAAAGUUUAUGUUGAUAUUCGAGAGUUCUAUGAAAAAAAUGGUGAGUUAUUACCUGGAAAGAAAGGCAUAUCCUUACAACCAGAUCAGUGGAGGAAACUAUUAUCUUUAGGAGAUGAAAUAAAUGAAACAAUAAGUUCCAUGUGUUAAUUUAACUAAACUUUUCAUAUUUAAAUAAACUUGUUGAUCAUAA